GAAAGUCACAGAACAUUAGCUUUGUUUUUGCUAAAUUGCUACAACAAGGAAGUGAAAGCAAUCGCUCGACACGAAGACUGUUGCUAUAAUGAAAUAAUUUGUUUCAUAUAACUAUAACAUUGGGAAUGGUGAUCUAAACUUUACUACAAAAUGCAGAGUGAAUCCUCAUCUCUGCAUUGUCAUUUGGUCCUUCUUGGACAGGUUGGAGCUGGAAAAAGUGCCACCGGAAAUACCAUAUUGGGAGAGAGAACUUUUCAUUCAAAGAAAAGUUUAAAGGCAGUAACACAAGAUGUUCAGCGUGGAACAGUGACCAUUAAUGGACUCAGUAUAGAUGUUUAUGACACACCUGGGUUUUUAGGUCCUGGGGUUCAGAGUGAAGAUAUUGAGAGCAAAUGCCAGACUCUUCUUCACUUGGAUGAUUCAGUCCCCACUGUGUUUCUAUUGGUGAUUGACACCGAUAGAUUUGCAGAACAAGAGAAGAAAGCUGCUAAUUUAAUUUUACAAUUUUUAGGGGUCAACAAUAUGCCAAACACCUGGAUUAUCUUCACUAAAGGAGAUGAGCUGCAGAGCAAUGAAGUCACCAUUGACCAGUACAAGGAAGAAUCAGAAGAUCUUAAAGAGCUGAUGCAGAAAGUUAACAACCAGUAUCAGGUUUUCAACAACAAAUGUGAUCCAAGCAAUAGAGAGCAAGCUGAAGAACUAAUUGGUCAAAUAAUGAGUACCAAUAUUAGUAUUUCUCAAAACCAGCUAAGCCACACAUCACAGCUUGAAAACCAGAACCAGGGGGCAGAGCUCCUACCAAACAGAGAUCAGAACCGCCCCUGUCACACUACAGUUACAGGGCCCACGUCCUCAGACAAAAACAACAGUCUCGCUCCUCGUAAGAUAUUACUUCUGGGUAAGACUGGUGUUGGGAAAAGUGCAACAGGAAACACCAUCCUGCGAAAGGAAGUAUUCAGGUCUGAAAAAGAUGUGAAUGCUGUAACUAUAGAAAGUUGUUUGAAAUGCUCAAACAUAGAUAGGAGGAAGGUGUCUGUGAUUGACACACCUGGGUUUUUUGACUCAAAACUUGACAAGGAACAAUUAGCUAAAGAGUUUGCGAGGAGUUUGCAUCUCUCCGAAGGAGCACUUCAUGCUUUCCUUUUAAUCUUUGAGUAUAAUCGUUUCACAGAGCAGGAGGAAGACAUGUUGAGGCGUGUGGAGAAGGUUUUUGGGAAAGAUGUGACAAAGCACAUUAUCAUUGUCUUCACCCAUGGGGAUGAAUGUGAUCGUAAAAAAUUAAAAUCAGGUAUAGAAAAGAACAAAUUACUGUCUGGUGUAAUAAACAAAUGUGGGGGCAGAUAUCAUGUAAUUAACAACAGAGAUAGGAAUAACAGAGCACAAGUCAGUGAAUUACUGCAGAUGAUUGACAUAAUGAUAAAAUCAAAUGAAGGAAGAUGCUACACCAAUGAGAUGAUGAAAAUUGCAAAUAUGGGUACAUUUGAAUAUGUGUUACACAAAUUCAAGGAGAUUUUCAUGUGGUUAAUACAAAUUUUAUCAAGUUCCAGUAAUGAAUACACAGAGGUGCCUAAUUCUGCUCCUGCAGGGCUAAAGGCCUUCAUGGUUUAGCUCCAGCUCAUGCCUGCUGAAGACUUGCUGUUAAUAGUCAAGUGGGGUCCCACUGCUCUUGGACUUCAUGCAUUAUGUUUUAAUGUAUAAGUAUAAUGUUUUUGUUCUUCUGUUUUAUUGCAACCAUGAUUUGUAAAUAUUGUUUAUAGUUUGCAAUAAAAGUUAUUAAUCAACAUUUAACAAGACCCAAAGUUAUUAAUCAACAUUUAUCUUUCUAAAUAUUAAAUUAUUUGAAUGAGUUCUUCAACAUGUUAAAACAUUUAUUUUCCUUCUCAUCUUCAAACACUAGAGAAUAAUGAUGAAUAUUGUCUGUACCUCUCACUGAGAGAAAAGCACAUGUUAUCAUUAUGUUUUGGGAAUCUUUCCUGUUUAUUGUUGGAGCCUGGGCCAAAGUUGUGAAUCAUGUGUAUCUGUGUAUGUGCGUUAGUGUUCUGUGUGUAGGUCCUGUAUUGGUAUCAAUGGACAGAUGGCACUCUGCUUGAGACCAGCAGACGCCUUUUUAAUGACUUAACAGGACAUCCUGUGCCUAAAUUCAGGGUAUGAGCAUCAGCAUCAUGAUGGACUGACUAUCUGUCCAUGUGUGGAAGAUUACUAAUUUUGUUUAUUUUUUUCUUAGCCAAUCAGAAUCAUUUAACCUGAUGUAAUGAUGUAGUUAGUUUACUCUGUUAGAGUAUAAUUAUUGUGGAAAUGUGAAUGUACGCGGAGCGUACAAACUCCUUGUGAGACCUGAAGCUGACUUCUGCUGAUGAAACUGCAAACUAAUCUUCAUUAAAAUGUUCUUCAAUUUAAUUGUUUAAA
Molecule: messenger RNA, 2406 nt
Organism: Megalobrama amblycephala (Wuchang bream)
Lineage: Eukaryota; Metazoa; Chordata; Actinopteri; Cypriniformes; Xenocyprididae
Product: GTPase IMAP family member 8-like
Exons: 5
Coding region: 151-1608 (485 amino acids)
Molecular function (GO): GTP binding
Source: RefSeq, a predicted model, not a curated record